AUGAGCGAAAGACCCUACCAGCCCCGAGGCGGUCACAGAGGAGGAAGCGGAGGAGGCAGGGGAGGUCCUCAUCGCGGCGGCGGCGGCGGCGGCAAUCGGGGCGGCGGUCGCGGGGGUCACCAGAACCAGCAGGGACAACAACACCAAGGCGGGUCCGGGGAGCAGACGGAGCGUCCCAAGAAGGAGAAUAUUCUUGACCUGAAGAAGUACAUGGACAAGAGGAUUACGGUCAAGUUUAAUGGCGGACGGGAGGUGACGGGUACGCUAAAGGGGUAUGAUGCGUUGAUGAAUUUGGUGCUGGAUGAGGUUCAGGAGGCGGUCAGAGAUGACGAAGGCAACGAAACUACGCGAUCGCUUGGUCUCGUGGUGGUACGCGGCACCCUUCUGGUUGUUAUUUCUCCCGUGGACGGCAGCGAGGUGAUAGCCAACCCGUUCUUGCAGCAGGAGGAGAUGGAGGAUUGA
This is a messenger RNA of Podospora anserina S mat+, 462 nucleotides long. RefSeq lists its product as uncharacterized. Gene Ontology annotation, molecular function: RNA binding. The transcript has 3 exons. Gene Ontology annotation, cellular component: U6 snRNP; spliceosomal tri-snRNP complex; Lsm1-7-Pat1 complex. The record is from RefSeq and is a predicted model, not a curated record. NCBI's taxonomy places the organism in Eukaryota, Fungi, Ascomycota, Sordariomycetes, Sordariales, Podosporaceae. Gene Ontology annotation, biological process: nuclear-transcribed mRNA catabolic process; mRNA splicing, via spliceosome. The coding region runs from base 1 to 462 and encodes 153 amino acids.